This is a messenger RNA of Cyphellophora europaea CBS 101466, 747 nucleotides long. Its product is annotated as magnesium-dependent phosphatase-1. Bases 1 to 747 code for a protein of 248 amino acids. Lineage: Eukaryota; Fungi; Ascomycota; Eurotiomycetes; Chaetothyriales; Cyphellophoraceae. The record is from RefSeq and is a predicted model, not a curated record. The transcript has a single exon. Gene Ontology annotation, molecular function: acid phosphatase activity.
AUGCCCCGUUCCCGCAUCCCCGCCGUCGCCACCACACCCUCCCAACCACUCCCCAUCCCCACCACCUUCACCGACGGCCUCCCCCUGCCUCCCGUCCUCGUCUUCGACCUCGACUACACCCUCUGGCCCUUCUGGGUCGACACACACUGCACGGGUCCCCUCAAACCCGCCUCGUCCUCCCGCAACAGCGGCGGCGAGAAGAUAGCCGGCAGCGCCCACGCGGAGCCCUACACCAGAUCCAUGAUCGACCGCACCGGCGAACACUUCUCCUUCUACGACCAAGUCCCCACCGUCCUCGCCGCCGCCCGCGCCCGCGGCCUCACCCUCAGCGUCGCGUCGCGCACCCACGCGCCAGACCUCGCCGCCGUCAUGCUGCGCGGCCUGCACGUCCCGCCCCUCCCAUCAUCACCGCCGGAAGACCAGCAGCUCAACAGCUACGAACAUCUAGACACGUCGAAGCAGACCUCGAUCCUCCGCGCCGCAGAUUUCUUCACCGCCCCGCAAAUGUUUCCAGGCAGCAAGACGACGCAUUUCCGCAAGAUCCAGGCCGCGCUGCGGAAACAGGGACGUGACCUACCCUUUGAGGACAUGCUGUUCUUCGACGACGAGGCGCGGAAUCGGAACGUCGAGCGCGAGCUGGGCGCCGUCUUCGUCAUGGUGCCGGACGGCGUCACGGCCGCCGAGGUGGAUCGUGGCGUUGCGGAGUGGCGGAGGCGGAAGGGAGUGCAGGCGGCGGGCGGGAUAUGA